UUUUUCCCAACCUCCCGGCCCCUGGUUCGCUGCCUCCCAUCCAGUGACACCGAGUUAAGGACUGGCUGAAUAGACACUGAGGCAGCGCUGCCGGCACCUUCCCCGUGGCAGCCCGAUGCUCUGGCACCGCACGGAGCCGCAGUCUACAGAAGGCGCCCAACUUUAAUGCGAAAUCUAAACAAGUUUGUGACACUUUCAAGCGUGCAAUGGAUUACUUCUGUGGAACGCUGUACUUUGUCUUUUUAUCCUUUCUUGGAGCAGACGGCCUUUACCUCGCACAGUAUACAGAUUUACUUCAGGACAAAUUAGAGAACUAUGAGCUGAUGACUCCAAGCAGCACAGAUGUGCAGGGGAGAUUUCUAUCCCAUGCUGUGUCAGCAUCUGGCAAAAGACGGUCUAAAAGGCACAGUGGGACUUUCCAGCAAGCUCCAGCUGAUGGACAGUUGUAUUAUAAUGUCACUGUGUUCGGGCAGCAAUUUCACCUCCGGCUGAAGCUAAACUCCAGGCUGGUGGCUCCUGGGGCGACCGUGGAGUGGCAGGACGGAAAUGUCACUCUCAAGGAGCCUCUGCAUGGAGACUGCGUCUACUCCGGAGAUAUCACUGAUGUACCAGGGGCUUCGGUCGCCAUCAGUAACUGUGAUGGACUGGCUGGCAUGAUUCGGACAGACAAGGACGAAUUCUUUAUUGAACCACUGGAGAAAGACAAAGAAGAGGAGGAAGAAGAAAGUGGGAGAAUCCAUGUGGUGUACCGGAGGUCAGCGACCAAGAGAUCACUUCCUGCGUCAAUCAGUGAUGUCCAUUCAAAAGAACCUGAAUUGAGUGGACUUCAUUACCUGGAAGCCAAAUACAAAGGCAUUGAACAACACAUGAACAAAACCAGGAGAGUACGAAGGCAUGACAGAGACAAUGACUAUAAUAUAGAAGUUCUUCUUGGAGUUGAUGACACAGUGGUGCGAUUUCAUGGCAAGGAACAUGUGCAAAAGUACCUUCUGACCCUGAUGAAUAUAGUUAAUGAGAUUUACCAUGAUGAAUCUCUGGGAGCCCAUGUCAAUGUUGUGCUGGUGCGAAUAAUCAUGCUGGGUUAUGCAAAGUCUGUUAGUCUAAUCGAAAUUGGGAACCCCGCACAAAGUUUGAAGAAUGUGUGCCAAUGGGCUUAUUCCCAGCAGAAGUCUGAUACAAGCCACGCAGAAUAUCAUGACCAUGCCAUCUUCCUAACAAGGCAGGACUUUGGUCCAUCGGGUAUGCAAGGUUAUGCCCCAGUUACAGGUAUGUGCCAUCCAAUCCGGAGUUGCACUCUGAACCAUGAAGAUGGCUUUUCAUCCGCAUUUGUAGUUGCUCAUGAAACUGGACAUGUGUUAGGCAUGGAACAUGAUGGUCAAGGUAAUCAUUGUGGUGAUGAGAUCAAAAUGGGAAGUAUCAUGGCACCAUUGGUUCAGGCUGCAUUCCAUCGUUUCCACUGGUCUCGCUGUAGUCAACAGGAGCUGAACCGAUACUUGCAUUCAUAUGACUGUCUACGGGAUGAUCCAUUUGAACAUGAUUGGCCAUUGUUACCACAACUUCCAGGCAUUAAUUACUCUAUGAAUGAACAAUGUCGCUUUGAUUUUGGAGUUGGGUAUAUGAUGUGCACAGCAUUUCGCACCUUUGACCCCUGCAAGCAGCUGUGGUGUAGCCAUCCUGACAAUCCAUACUUCUGCAAAACUAAAAAAGGACCUCCACUGGAUGGGACAAUGUGUGCUCUUGGCAAGCAUUGCUUUAAAGGUCACUGUAUCUGGCUAACUCCUGACAUAUUAAGACAUGAUGGAAACUGGGGGACAUGGAGCAAGUUUGGAUCCUGCUCUCGAACCUGUGGAACUGGUGUACGCUUCCGGACACGGCAGUGUGAUAACCCAUUACCUUCUAAUGGUGGUCGAGAGUGCUCUGGUCAGAGCUAUGAGUAUCAGCUUUGUAACACAGAAGACUGUCCAGAACAUUUUGAAGACUUUAGAGAACAGCAAUGCAGGCAGUGGAAUAACAACUUUGAAUAUAACAACAGCAUGCACCAGUGGUUGCCAUAUGAACAUCGUGACCCUGAACAAAGGUGCUUCCUCACCUGUGAAUCAAAAGAAACCAGAGAAAUUGUCUACAUGAAGAGAAUGGUACAUGAUGGAACACGCUGUUCCUACAGUGAUCGCCAUGACAUUUGUGUUCGAGGUGAUUGUGUGAAAGUGGGCUGUGAUAAAGUGCUGGGCUCCGUUAAAAAGGAAGACAAAUGUGGGGUGUGUGGUGGUGAUAAUUCUCAUUGCAAAGUGAUCAAAGGGACAUUUUCCAGAGCAGCAAAAAAACCAGGCUAUGUGAAGAUGUUUGAAAUUCCGGCUGGAGCUAGACAUCUGUCUAUUCAAGAGUUAAGUGCAUCUCCUCAUUUCAUUGUGAUCAAGAACCAAGCUACAGGAAAUUUCAUUUUGAAUGGAGAGAAUGAUUUGCCUGAUUCUAAAACUAUCAUUCAAAUGGGAGUAAUAUGGGAAUAUUCCAACGAUGACAACAAGGAAUCUCUACAAACUGUUGGACCCCUCUAUGACGGGAUAGUUGUACUGAUGAUGCCAAAUGAUGAUACCAAAUGCUCCUUGACUUAUAAGUACACAAUUCAUGAAGACUACUUGGCCACCAUUACUAAUGAAGUUUUACAGGAAGACAUGGCUACAUUUGAGUGGGCUUUGAAGAGAUGGUCCCAGUGCUCCAAACAGUGUGGAGGAGGUGCUCAGUUUACAAGAUACGGCUGUCGCAGGAAGGCUGAUGCCAAGAUGAUUCAUCGCAGUUUCUGUGAUGCAAGUAAAAAACCAAAACCAAUCCGUCGAAUGUGCAACUUACACGAGUGCUCCCAGCCUAUAUGGAUUACUGGAGAAUGGGAACCAUGUACCAGAACGUGUGGCAAAUCUGGAUAUCAGAUUCGUACCGUUAGGUGCAUUCAGCCACUCCAUGAUGGCACCAACCGCUCAGUGCACAGCAAAUACUGCAAUGAGGAUCGGCCUGAGACCAGAAAACCUUGUAAUCGAGAACUCUGCCCUGCACAAUGGAGGAUAGGACCUUGGUCACAGUGUUCUGUAACCUGUAACAAUGGAACACAGGAGAGACAGGUCUUGUGCCGCACAAGGGACAAUAUGAUUGGCCAUUGUAAAGAAGAAAAGCCAGACACCAUCCGGAUAUGUAGAAUGCCUUCAUGCCACAAAAACUCUUCUCAGCAAACAUCACUCACUUCCUCCAAAGGAAAGUCUUUAAUCCAAUGGCUUUCGCGUCCAGAUCCAGCACAUCCUAUUCAGAAAGUUUCGACAAAAGCAAUUUGUCAUGGGGACAAGUCAAUCUUCUGCCGUAUGGAAGUACUUGCCCGGUAUUGCUCUAUUCCUGGCUACAACAAGCUCUGUUGCAAGUACUGCAAUUCACUGUCUCAACAGAUUGCAAACAAGACCAAUGACUCUGAAUCCCUGAAGCAUGUUAAACCAACCACACUACCUGAGACCACAAAGAAGCCAAGGGUUGUUACCUCUCAUAAAGUAAAUGGAACAAAAGACAGUGCCGAGAAAAAUGCAGUUGGUCAGACGCACAAGAGAGAAAAUGGUAACGGUAAAAAACCACAACAUAAAAUUAUAACUCCAAGACGGCCAAAUAUAGUGAGCAACCACAGACUCCAGUUUUUGCUCGACCAGAAGAGAAAAGCAAUGCUGAACAAUUCCUUGGACAAAAAAGUUUCAUCUGUAAAGGACAACCGUUUACCUCAUGCAGAGAUAUGAGUAUGGAUCAUCUGUCAACGGGGAACAAAAGAAAAAUGUUAUAAAGUGCUUCACUCACUAUAUGACAGAAACAGGACUGGAAAUGAACGGCAGAAGUUAUUUUAGCAGUGUUAACACAGUUAUAAUGCAAACACUUCUAACUUUAGUAAUCUACCUUAUAAAAAGUCAGCAUGAAUCAUUUGCCUCACAGCUUUGCCAGGCUUCUCUCAGGCGCACACAAACAUACACACAUCUUGAUAGUGAGUGGUUUGGUUUUACCAGCCGAGGGUUCCCUCUGCUGACUUCCUCUUUGUGGCUCAAUGUUGCACUAUAUUGCACUUAACAUAGUAUUUGCACCAAAAUAAUUUCUUUAUAAAUUGCAGUAAAUUUCCUGGAAGAAUGGUGCUGAACAUUCCCAUGAUACCUAUGUACUGUAUUAGUGGCACAUAAGAUUCAUUCCUCUUAGGACUUUAUUGUACCUAACAGAGACAUAGUCUCCUCAGGUUCUAGUUCGGCUCCUGACUGUGAGAUUAUGUAAAAAAAAGGUUACUUGUGGUGUUGUAUACGGUUAAACAUUGCCAGCAUGUUAUGCAGGUUUAGCUUUUGAUGCUGCAUUCUUAGAGUUGCUUAAAUUUCAGAAUAUAUGGUGCUGAAUUUCCUACAGACAUUCCUCAACCUGAAGAAGUUGUAGAUCAAGUAAAAUCUACAAAAAAUAUUUCGUACGUUUACACAUGGAUAGAACCACAGAAUAAUUAAUUUGCACUAUUUUCUACAAAAUAACAUUAUUACAAACCUGUUCUUUUUGGUGCCAAAGACUAUUCCUAUAAUUGAAGGGACUAAAGGAAUUCCUGUAGCAACCUAUCGCAUCUAAUGUGAAAGAUGGUGGCUGGAAGGCAGACCCAUUGUGAUUGUCCUAAUUAAUGUGUUUUUAUAUAAUGUCAAAAUUUCAAAUUUGAAACUGCCCAGAAACAUCUUCAUUGGCAGAUUUACAUUUUCUGCCCUCACAUUUGUCUUCACAGAGGUAACCACUUAAGAUAUUUUAACCUUUUGAAAGGAAACUAAACUUCAGUGCUUAAUGUUUUAGUCUCAUUGCGUAUUUCAUAAAUUACAGUGAAUGCUUCUCAUGGCUGUGCUCAAGAGAAGUUUUCCCACCUGCUUAGGUCACUUCCUUAGGUCACCCAGUUAGUCAUACCUUCCAUAAUGUAAUGGUCUUACAAAAUCUGUCCUGGUCAGCCUAAUGAUGUUUCCACUUCUUGUAAAUUCAGGACAAAAGGUUUCAUAAGAAAAUAGUAAUUAUUGUAUAAGGAAGUAGCAAAUCAUGUAAUCACAGACUCCUUAUUCCUGUAUUAUACACAAUUAUUUGAAUAACAGUGUUGCUAUGUAUAGGUCUACAGGAAUUGUGAUCAUUUGGUACUACAUUUAGCUAUCAUUCUUCAAAGAUAAUUGUUAUUGCAGAAAUAAAAAUAGUGAACGCAGGUCAGUCAACAUCUGAAAAGAGAAAGCUAAGCUAAUGACCCAAAUUUCCCAGGAUCCGUGCCUGCUGCCAUUGGGAAAUCAUAGGCACCUGGUCAGGGAUUUUCAUGAUAAGGUCAUGGUGACCAGGGAUCUCAGAACAUUUGGACCAGUGAUUCAGAUAUGUCAGGACAUGAGUCCUGCUUAAAACGUGAACCUAAUUUUGUCUUUCAGGUACUGAUUGAUUUGUGCAUUUACAUCUAUGAUAGACAUGUGCCAGAUGUAGUCUGGAGUGUUUUACUGUAGUCUUAAAACAGCAUGAAUUUCAGAUCACCCCAGCAAAACAGAAAUUCUCGCAAUUCAGUGCCCAAUUACAGAUACCAUCUAACACUGAAACACCUCAUCAUUCACUUGCUAAAAUCAUUGGUCUAAUAAAGUGAUGUUUUCAGUUUCACAAAAACUCAUUCUGACUUGUUUACAGAUUACAUAUUUUGUAAUAUUUUACUUAACCCUAGAAUAGGUGAACGGGUGUGACAAAAUGUGUGCUUCACUUUAUUCAAAAACAGUUAUUUUGUUACAUAUUGAAUGCUGACACUACUUUAAAAUGUAAAAGUGGUUUAUGAAUUGUGAUACAAUACUUUAAUCUUGCUUCAUGGCAUAUGUUAUUUUCCUUCAUUAAGUAAUAGUUCUACUGGCCUUAUUCCUGUAUGUAUGAAUAACAUCACCUGCACCAAUUACACUUGCAAUUACUACAGCAGCUCCAUUGAAGAGUCUCUUUUGUACAUUAUUUGUAUAUAAGAGUUAGAACCUUUAUUUUUAAUAUUUAUUAAACUUGGAACAUUU
Molecule: messenger RNA, 6035 nt
Organism: Carcharodon carcharias (great white shark)
Lineage: Eukaryota; Metazoa; Chordata; Chondrichthyes; Lamniformes; Lamnidae
Product: A disintegrin and metalloproteinase with thrombospondin motifs 2-like
Exons: 22
Coding region: 207-3761 (1184 amino acids)
Biological process (GO): extracellular matrix organization; proteolysis
Cellular component (GO): extracellular matrix
Molecular function (GO): metalloendopeptidase activity
Source: RefSeq, a predicted model, not a curated record